AUGCCUUCCAAGACCGAUGACAAGUACACGGAUCCGGAGCUUCGCGCCCAAGUCAAGGAAGAGAUUCAGGAGGGGGACAAGGGAGGCGCGCCAGGCCAAUGGUCGGCUAGGAAGGCGCAAAUGAUGGCAUCCGAAUACAAGAAACGAGGGGGCGGCUAUACUACCGACCAGAAAGACGACCGGGCCAAACACCUGGAUGAAUGGACGAAAGAGGAGUGGCAAACAAAGGAUGGUGACGGUAGCGCCAAAGACGAGCAGGGCACGGAGCACCGGUACCUGCCCAAAAAGGCAUGGGAGGAGCUGGACAAGGAAGAAAAGGAAGCGACGGACGAGAAGAAGCUGGAGGGAAGCAAGCAGGGAAAACAGCACGUGGGGAACACGCCAAAGGCGGCGCAGGCCAGGAAAGAUGCUAGCAAGCACGACGGGACGGGCGGAUACAUCAAAAUCGACAAGAAGAGCGUCACGGACUGCACGACUCACUGGGACGAUCCGGAGCACAUGGAGAGCAACCAGCGGGCCUACAGAAAGUUCCAGGAAGAGGGGCGCAAAUCAAAGGGGACGGCGCAGGACCAGGACGGUGAGGGCGGGCAGAAGCGUGGACGGGGGGCGAAUGCAAAUGCGCUGUGGCCGAAUAAGAAACAAAAGGACGGCGGUGGUGGCAGUGGUGAAAAGAAGCAGGAGUCGCCAACAGGGGCGGCCGGAGACAAGACGCGGGUGCCCCAGGCGGGCCAGAAGGUGCAGUGGCAUGCGGCGGGGGGCUCCUAUGUGCAUGGCGAGGUGGUCGAGGUUUUGUACGAGGAAAAGGACGUCGAGGGCGAGCGUGUGCAGGCGAGCAAGGAAGACCCGCGCGUGGUACUCGAGAGCGCGUCGUCGGGCAAGAUAUGUGUGCACAAGCCCGAGGCGGUAUACUUUGGCUAG
Messenger RNA from Exserohilum turcica Et28A, 918 nucleotides. RefSeq lists its product as uncharacterized. The transcript has 2 exons. NCBI's taxonomy places the organism in Eukaryota, Fungi, Ascomycota, Dothideomycetes, Pleosporales, Pleosporaceae. The record is from RefSeq and is a predicted model, not a curated record. Bases 1 to 918 code for a protein of 305 amino acids.